Molecule: messenger RNA, 2350 nt
Organism: Eleginops maclovinus (Patagonian blennie)
Lineage: Eukaryota; Metazoa; Chordata; Actinopteri; Perciformes; Eleginopidae
Gene: has2
Product: hyaluronan synthase 2
Exons: 3
Coding region: 1-1659 (552 amino acids)
Biological process (GO): hyaluronan biosynthetic process; extracellular matrix assembly
Cellular component (GO): plasma membrane
Molecular function (GO): hyaluronan synthase activity
Source: RefSeq, a predicted model, not a curated record
AUGAAGUGUCAGAGAGUCCUCACGUACCUGCGGAUAUUUGGGACCACCAUGUUCGGUGUGUCCCUCCUGGUGGGAAUCUCCACGGCCUACAUCAUGGGUUACCAGUUCUUCACCACAGCACACAAUCACCUAUCUUUCGGCCUAUAUGGCGCCAUCUUGGUGGUUCAUCUCAUCAUCCAGAGCCUCUUUGCGCUCCUAGAACACAGAAACAUGCGGCGGUCCUUAGAGACGCCCAUCAAACUCAAUAAGUCCUUGGCGUUGUGCAUUGCAGCGUACCAAGAGGACCCAAGCUACCUGAGGAAGUGCCUGGUGUCGGUGAAGAGACUGACGUACCCAGGGAUCAAAGUUGUCAUGGUGAUCGACGGGAACGCAGAAGAUGACUUGUACAUGAUGGAGAUUUUUAAAGAGAUCAUGGGAUGGGACAAAUCGGCCACAUACGUGUGGCGGAGUAACUUUCACAGCAGGGGGGCCGAGGAGACUGACGAAAGCUACGCUGAGAGCCUUCAGCAGAUCUCCAGGCUGGUGCUGAACAACAAGUGUGUGUGCAUCAUGCAGAAGUGGGGAGGCAAGAGAGAGGUCAUGUAUACAGCCUUCAAAGCACUGGGGAGGAGCAUCGACUAUGUGCAGGUGUGUGACUCUGACACUAUGUUGGACCCGGCAUCAUCAGUGGAGAUGGUGAAGGUUCUAGAAGAAGACCCUAUGGUGGGAGGUGUUGGAGGAGAUGUACAGAUCCUGAACAAAUACGAGUCAUGGAUCUCCUUCCUGAGCAGUGUGCGGUACUGGAUGGCCUUCAACAUUGAGCGGGCCUGCCAGUCCUACUUUGGUUGCGUGCAGUGCAUCAGUGGGCCUUUAGGAAUGUACCGGAACUCUCUUCUGCACGAGUUUGUUGAAGACUGGUACAAUCAGACUUUCAUGGGAUCCCAUUGCAGUUUUGGAGAUGAUCGCCAUCUCACGAACAGAGUUCUAAGCCUCGGGUAUGCAACCAAGUAUACUGCUCGAUCAAAGUGCCUCACCGAGACGCCGAUUACAUACCUGAGAUGGCUCAAUCAGCAAACUCGAUGGAGUAAGUCAUAUUUUAGAGAAUGGCUAUACAACUCCAUGUGGUUCCACAAACACCAUCUAUGGAUGACCUAUGAGGCUGUGAUCACAGGCUUCUUCCCGUUUUUCCUGAUCGCCACUGCAAUCCAACUGUUCUAUCAAGGAAGGCUUUGGAAUAUUCUAUUAUUUCUGCUCAUCGUGCAAGCAGUAGCGUUGAUCAAGGCUGCGUUUGCCAGCUGCCUCAGAGGUAACAUUGUCAUGGUGUUCAUGUCAUUCUACUCCGUACUGUACAUGUCAAGCCUGUUGCCAGCUAAGAUGUUCGCAAUAGCAACAAUCAACAAGUCUGGAUGGGGGACCUCUGGCAGAAAAACAGUAGUGGUGAACUUCAUUGGUCUGAUUCCUAUAUCAGUUUGGUUCACCAUCCUCUUCAUUGGGAUUAUCUACACAGUAAUCCUGCAGUCUAGAAAACCCUUUCCUGAUUCAGAAAAGAUUGUUCUGGUCAUCGGGGCAGUCGUCUAUGCUAGUUACUGGGUAAUGUUGUUGACGUUGUAUACAGUGCUCAUAAAUAAGUGUGGGAAGAGGAAGAAGGAACCCCACUAUGAUAUGGUGCUGGAUGUAUGACUUACUUACAGUCAUCACUUACCACUGAACAUUGUUUUUUUGGCACUCACACUAUGUUGUUUUACAAAUGUUUUUUAGAUGCAGAGCAGCUCUGGAGGAAAAAUUGGUUGAGUUCAACCAUAAUGGACAAACAGGGUUUUUUACUUGAAAGGAAGAAGAACAUGUAAAUGACAGUGGCUGCUUUUUCUUUCUGUUCAUUCAUGACGAUUGUCCUUCAUUAUUUUGGGAAAGCAUGCUAGUUAAUUAGCUUGACAAUAAUCUUAUAUAUAACUAGCUAAAGAUCAGCUACUGUAAACUUACUAGGUAAACUUGACCACUCAGUAUGGCAUUGUUAAAUAAAUUGCAGUUGGCUGCAAAAGUGCUAGGCUUUGUAACGUUAGCUACCUCUUACCCAUGUAAUUUUCAAAGGGCUUCAGUCUAACAUUUGCAACUCAGCCAAAGAAACUGCAUUUUUUAAAUCCAUCCAUUGGGGUUUAACUUGACCAGAAAUAAUAUUUUCCCUCCAGAGCAUCAUUAUGUCUCUACAAAAUGUUUGUACAUCCUAACUAGAAACUAAUCUACAUCACACCACGCCCAAUGGAAGGGCGAUAACUGGAUGGUCUGUGUACAUCUCAUGAAUAGGUGAGGUUACCGAUUCAACCAUUUAAAACAUAUCCAUAAAUCAUCACAACGCAUCUGUUGAAAGAUUGAA